Messenger RNA from Cokeromyces recurvatus, 1565 nucleotides. Its product is annotated as glutathione synthase. The transcript has 8 exons. Gene Ontology annotation, molecular function: glutathione binding; glutathione synthase activity; ATP binding. NCBI's taxonomy places the organism in Eukaryota, Fungi, Mucoromycota, Mucoromycetes, Mucorales, Mucoraceae. Gene Ontology annotation, cellular component: cytosol. The coding region runs from base 65 to 1495 and encodes 476 amino acids. The record is from RefSeq and is a predicted model, not a curated record. Gene Ontology annotation, biological process: glutathione biosynthetic process.
UUUUUUUUUUUUCGUUUCUUAUCCUUUAUAGACAUAAUAAAUAUAUACAAACAUAAAUAAAGGAAUGAAAGAUAAUUAUAUAUCAUUAAAGGAGCUUGAAGGCAAUAUCGUAACUGAAGCUAUUGAUUGGGCAUUAUCUCAUGGUCUUGUUAUCCGACCUACAAAGGACCAAAUUACUAAUAACACAAGCUUCGUAAUGCAUGCCCCUUUUGCCCUUUAUCCUUCACCAUUUCCACUUGAAGAAUUUGAAAAAGCUAAAAGUUUACAACAGACUUGGAAUACCCUUAUUCAUAAAAUGAGUCGAGAUGAUGAUUUGAUUUCUGAGACAAUGGAAACUUUAUCAAAACUGGAUGAAUUUAUGAAUCGUUUAUAUCAAAUUUAUUUAACUGUCAAAAAAGAAGGGGUUGCGCAAACAGCUAGCCUUGGUAUUCAUCGUAAUGAUUAUUUAUUACAUACAUCAAAGGAUUCAAAAGUAAAAAUUCAACAAGUCGAAUUUAAUACUAUUUCUUCUAGUUUUGGUAGUUUAAGUAAAAGAACAGGCGAACUUCAUCGUUUUCUUUUAUCCUCAAUAGAUGGAUAUGCAGAAGGUCAUAUUAAAAUGGAUCAGUUGCCUGAAAAUAAUUCAAUUGAAGCAAUUGCUAAUGGAUUAGCAUUAGCUUGGAAACAUUAUGGAAAUCCCAAUGCACGUAUUGCCAUGAUUGUUCAACCUGGUGAACGUAAUGCUUUUGAUCAACGUUGGAUUGAAUAUACUUUAUUAGAAAAGCAUGGUAUUUUAUUAACAAGGUUGACACUUGAAGAUAUUGCCACUCGAGCUAAAUUAAAUCCUAAAAGCAAAGCAUUAACAAUUGAUGGGUAUGAAAUUGCUGUUAGUUAUUUCCGUGCCGGUUAUGGGCCCGAGGACUAUCCCAGUGAAACAGAAUGGGAUGCCCGUUUAGUUAUUGAGCGUUCCUUAGCCAUCAAAUGCCCAACUGUGGCCUAUCAACUUGUUGGAUCCAAAAAGGUCCAACAGGUCCUUUCCGAACCUAAUCGUCUUGAGCGCUAUAUUCAAACAAAGACCUCUGAAAUUCGGGAUACAUUUGCUGGUCUCUAUAGUUUAGAUAGUACGACUGAAGCUGGUCAAAAAGCCUACAAGAUGGCACUUGAACGUCCUGAUGAUUUUGUCAUGAAACCUCAACGUGAGGGUGGUGGUCAUAACAUAUAUGGAAAAGACAUCUUGACAGAACUUGAAAGAUUAAAACCAGAAGAGCGCAAUAGUUAUAUUUUAAUGGAUUUAAUCAAAAGUCCUCCUUUACAAAAUGUUAUGAUUCGGGAAGGUAAAACGAUUGUGGGUGAUGUUGUGAGCGAACUCGGUAUCUUUGGUACUUUCCUUGCGGACGAUGAAAAGGAAAUUCUGAAUGAGGUAGGAGGACAUUUGUUACGUACAAAAGCAACUACAACUCGAGAAGGUGGUGUUGCUGCAGGCUUUGCUGUAAUUGAUAGUCCUUUACUUGUCUAAAUAAAAAAAAAAAAAAUUGUGUAUUUAUAAUAUAAAUAAAGCAUGUACGAUUAAAUAUUUUUGUUUUUUA